Messenger RNA from Macadamia integrifolia, 1383 nucleotides. Its product is annotated as phospholipase A1-II 1-like. The transcript is spliced from 2 exons. Lineage: Eukaryota; Viridiplantae; Streptophyta; Magnoliopsida; Proteales; Proteaceae. The coding region runs from base 67 to 1314 and encodes 415 amino acids. Gene Ontology annotation, molecular function: glycerophospholipid phospholipase A1 activity. Gene Ontology annotation, biological process: lipid metabolic process. The record is from RefSeq and is a predicted model, not a curated record.
CUCCCUAAGGGAAACUGAAGGAGAACAAUAUUGCUGUGAUUCUCUGUCCAAUUAAUCCAAACUUGUAUGUGUUGGGUUGAAUUUGGAAGUUGGAUCAAAGAAAUGAUGGGUAUUAAUUCCAGCAUUUCCGAAAGAUGGAAGCAGCUGAGCGGACUGGAUAACUGGAAGAACAUGUUAGACCCACUCGACAUCGAUCUCCGGCGAUACAUCAUCCACUACGGCGAAAUGGCUCAGGCGGCAUACGACGCCUUCAACUCCGAGAAGGCGUCAAAGUAUGCCGGAAGCAGCCAUUAUGGUAGGUUGGACUUCUUCUCGAAGGUGGGUCUGGAGAUGGGUAAUCCAUACAAGUACGAGGUGACAAAGUUCAUCUACGCCACAUCCUCUGUGAAAAUGCCAGAUGCUUUCAUAUUGAAGUCUUUGUCAAGAGAGGCAUGGAGUAAGGAAUCCAAUUGGAUAGGUUAUGUUGCGGUGGCCACGGAUGAAGGGAAGAAAGUGUUGGGAAGGAGGGAUAUUGUGAUUGCGUGGAGAGGAACGGUGCGGCCUUUGGAAUGGGCCGAUGACUUGAACUUCAAAUUGGUCUCUGCUGACUCCAUAUUUGGGCCUGCUUGUGGCGAUUCUGCGGUACAUGAUGGUUGGUACUCCAUGUAUACUUCUGAUGAUCCACGCUCUCAUUACAAUAAGUCCAGCGCAAGAUCGCAGGUAUUGAGUGAGGUGAGAAGACUGGUGGAAAAAUUCAAGAAUGAAGAGAUCAGCAUAACUAUAACAGGACACAGCUUAGGAGCAGCACUUGCAACACUAAACGCAGCAGACAUAGUUUCCAAUGGAGUGAAUAAGCCUAAGGACCAACCAAGCAAUGCCUGCCUAGUGACAGCUUUCGUCUUUGCUAGUCCCCGAGUUGGAGAUCCAAACUUCUGUAAGUUCUUCUCUAGUUUGGAUGACCUACGAGCGUUGCGCAUCCGCAACGUCCCUGAUGUUGUACCUAACUACCCAUCCGUUGGCUACUCCGAUGUCGGACAGGAACUAGUGCUCGACACUCGAAAAUCUAACUACUUAAAGAGCCCUGGGGAUUUUUCAAGUUGGCAUAACUUGGAGGCUUACCUACAUGGUGUCGCUGGCACACAAGGGGCGACAGGAGGGUUUAAGUUGGAAGUUGAUCUUGAUAUCACUCUUGUGAACAAGAACAUGGAUGGCUUGAAGGAUGAAUAUCUUGUGCCUAUUUCAUGGUGGGUUGAGAAGAAUAAGGGGAUGGUUCAAUUUAAUAAUGGUUCAUGGAAGUUAAUGGACCAUCAAGGAGACAUUGAUUUUGGGUUUUGAGUGUUCAUCUUAUUAGUGUCAGUAUGAUUUGUACUGUACUUCCAUUAUCAUAUUUCAAUCUUUGUUGAA